UUGCUCCGAGGGCACGGGGUCUCCGCUCUCCUCCCCUCGUCGCCAUGCACAUCAGCUUCACUGGCCUCCGGGCCCUGGUGACGGGGGCUGGGAAAGGGAUCGGGCGGGAGACGGCCAAGGCGCUCCGGGAAGCCGGAGCCCAAGUGGUGGCGGUCAGCAGGACCCAGGAGGACAUGGUCAGCCUCUCCAAGGAGUGCCCAGGCAUGGAGACGGUGUGCGUGGACCUGGGCGACUGGGAGGCCACGGAGAAGGCGCUGGGCGGCAUCGGCCCCGUGGACCUGCUGGUCAACAACGCCGCCGUGCUAGUCCUUCAGCCCUUCCUGGAGGUGACCAAAGAGGCGUUUGAUACGUCCUUCGACGUGAACCUGCGCUCUGUGUUCCAGGUGUCCCAGAUCGUGGCCCGCGGGCUGAUCGAGCGCGGAGCCCCCGGCUCCAUCGUCAACGUGUCCAGCAAGGUGGCCCUCUGCACCCUCCCAAACUUCGCCACGUACAGCUCCACCAAGGGCGCCAUGGAAACGCUGACCAGAGUGAUGGCUCAAGAGCUGGGGGUCCACAAGAUCCGGGUGAACACGGUAAACCCCACGGUGGUGCUGACAAACAUGGGCAAGAAGGUGUGCCCGGACCCGAGGGAUGCCGCCGCCAUGAAGAAGCGCAUCCCCCUCAAGAAGUUCGCAGAGGUGGAGGACGUGGUGCACAGCAUCCUGUUCCUGCUGAGCGACAAGGCCGCCAUGACCACCGGCUCGGGCAUCCUGGUGGACGGGGGUUACCUGGCAUCCUAGGCCCCCCGCAACAUACACAGCCUCCAGUUCCAACUGAAUUCCGGGGCCUCUAAUCCUCCGAACACACACACACACACACAACGGUGAGCUCGGGGGAUCAUCUUUCCUGCAAGCUUGGCGUUACACGGUUUGUUUUGUUGUCUGUCUCCCCCUUCUAGACUGUGAGCCCGCUGUUGGGUAGGGAUCGUCUCUCUAUG
Tachyglossus aculeatus (Australian echidna) is the source of this 976-nucleotide messenger RNA. Its product is annotated as carbonyl reductase [NADPH] 2-like. Gene Ontology annotation, biological process: xylulose metabolic process; glucose metabolic process. Gene Ontology annotation, molecular function: carbonyl reductase (NADPH) activity; L-xylulose reductase (NADPH) activity. Lineage: Eukaryota; Metazoa; Chordata; Mammalia; Monotremata; Tachyglossidae. The transcript has 8 exons. The record is from RefSeq and is a predicted model, not a curated record. Bases 45 to 779 code for a protein of 244 amino acids.